This is a messenger RNA of Salvia miltiorrhiza (redroot sage), 661 nucleotides long. Its product is annotated as 60S acidic ribosomal protein P1-like. The record is from RefSeq and is a predicted model, not a curated record. Lineage: Eukaryota; Viridiplantae; Streptophyta; Magnoliopsida; Lamiales; Lamiaceae. The coding region runs from base 122 to 463 and encodes 113 amino acids. The transcript has 3 exons. Gene Ontology annotation, cellular component: ribosome; cytosolic large ribosomal subunit. Gene Ontology annotation, molecular function: structural constituent of ribosome; protein kinase activator activity; ribonucleoprotein complex binding. Gene Ontology annotation, biological process: translational elongation; cytoplasmic translation.
CAGCGGCGUCAGCCCUAAUCAUAGUAAGCCGGCUCAAAUAUAUAUAAAUCCUAACUCUAAAUAAGCCGCAGCGGCAUUGCAAAACCCUAAUUCCCAUUCAGUCUCUUUUCCGCAAGAGAAGAUGUCGGUUGGAGAGCUCGCUUGCACCUACGCUGCUUUGAUUCUUCACGACGAUGGAAUCCCCAUCACUGCGGAGAAAAUCUCGACACUGCUGAAGGCUGCGAAUUUGUCGGUUGAAUCGUACUGGCCUAGUCUCUUCUCUAAGCUUUGCGAGAAGAGGAAUGUCGAGGAUCUUAUCGUGAAUGUCGGCGCUGGUGGUGGCGGUGGCGCCGUUGCAGUCGCUGCUCCAACUGGCGCUGCCGGUGGUGCCGCUGCUGCAGCUGCCCCUGCUGCAGAGGAGAAGAAGAAGGAGGAGGAAAAAGAGGAAAGUGACGACGACAUGGGCUUUGGUUUGUUUGAUUAAGAGAAGUUAGUUUGAAUGUGCAUUUUUGUUCUACAUUUGUAUACGUGGAGUUGUUGGCCAAAUUUGAACCUUGUUUAUAAGUAGUUUAUGUCUUACUUUAAUGCAGUGUUACUACUGCAUGUAUCUUUUGACAGUUGUGGUGCUCGAUUUUGCCGUUUACUAGAUUUUAACUGGAUUCUUUUGCUUCUGUUGUGUCCA